AUGAGCUCACUGAUACUGCCUGCCACCGCACCUCCUCCACUCUCGGCGGCACCGCCGCCUUUUCUGACACCAAGAAACUACAUUCCUCCCCAUGUAUACAAACAUCCGGCAGCUAUUCUUCUUGAGCUCUGCACUUCCGUGAAAGAACUCCAUCAAUUCAUCCCUCUUGUAAUAAAAAACGGCCUCUACGGUGAGCACCUUUUCCAAACCAAGAUUGUAAGUUUGUUCUGCAAAUUCGGUAGACUAAACGAUGCCCUCAAAGUAUUCGAGCCCAUUGAGUCCAAGACUGAUCCCAUCUAUCACACUCUCCUUAAAGGGUAUGUACAACAAGACACUAUGAUUAAUGCUUACAAGUUCUUCUGUCGAAUGAAGUGUGAUAGUGUAGCUCCCGUGGUGUAUAAUUUCACAUAUUUAUUGAAAGCUUGUGCGGAUAGUUUUGAUGCUAAAAGGGGUAAGGAAAUUCACGCUCAGUUGAUUUUAAAUGGUUUCUCUUCUAAUUUGUUUGCCAUGACUAGUGUGGUUAACUUGAAAGUAAUUCACGGUAGUGAUUCAGUUGGGAGUGCAAGGAAGGAGAUUGUUCUUUGGUUCCCAGAUCGAAUUGCAGAAUGGACGAGCAGCCUUCACCCUUGA
Molecule: messenger RNA, 630 nt
Organism: Fraxinus pennsylvanica
Lineage: Eukaryota; Viridiplantae; Streptophyta; Magnoliopsida; Lamiales; Oleaceae
Source: the annotation of a GenBank genome assembly